This is a messenger RNA of Menidia menidia (Atlantic silverside), 2747 nucleotides long. Lineage: Eukaryota; Metazoa; Chordata; Actinopteri; Atheriniformes; Atherinopsidae. The record is from the annotation of a GenBank genome assembly.
CAAACAUUAAUGAGUAAACUUUACAGUCACUGUCCUCGGAGAGGUGACUUCAUCAGCCGCAUUUGUGUUGUAUUUAAGAAUCAGAUGCAAGUAUUUCCUGCAGCAUAUCACGGAUUCAUGAGCAGCACCCAAGCCCUGAGAGACGUUGGAUCUUUGUGAAAGCUUGUAAACCUCCUAGUGCUGACUUGGUCUUACUUAGGUUAAUAAUGAUAAAGCAGGCAUUGCUAGGUAUUCUGUGUGGGGCUGCUGUACUGACUGUUGGCAUCCUGAUCGGACACUAUGGCAUCGAGAAGAGCAGCGACUCCUCACCAUCCUGGGUGAAGGAUGUGGCAAAGGACGUGGAUGAAGACCUCAUUCAACAGUUCAUGUCUGAGGUGGACAACAUUGAGAUACAGGAAAACCUGAGGGAGUUGACUAAAGUGCCCCACAUGGCCACCACAGCUGGAGAUGAGGUAACAGUACAGUUUAUGCUGAAGAGAUGGCAGGACCCUGAAAAUGGUUUGGAUGCAGCCUGGAGAGAGGAAUACAAGGUGUAUCUGUCAUUCCCUGACCCCGAUAACCCCAAUAAAGUCACUGUGGCGAAUACGGUGCUCCACACUGUCAGAGAAAAGGAGAAAACGUAUACUCCAGACCAGGAUGAUCCUGCUGUGGUUCAGCCAUACGCUGCAUACUCUCCUGCCGGAAACCCAAAGGGGAAACUGGUUUAUGCUAAUCAGGGGAAACCAAGUGAUUACGAUCAUCUAAACCAGACGACGGACCUCAGAGGAACCAUUGCUAUUGUCAGAUAUGGUGGAGCAGGUAGAGGAGCCAAAGCCAUCAAUGCAGCCCCCUAUGGCGUAAUCGGUGUCCUUGUCUACACAGAUCCUCUGGACAUCAACGAUGGUCUCAUGUCCGACGUCAAUGAGACGUACCCUCACUCCUGGUACUUGCCGCCCUCCGGUGUAGAGAGAGGUUCCUUUAACAGUGAUUUUGGAGACUUGCUCACCCCCUACCUGGCUGCCAAAGAGGAAACCUACAGAAUCCCCACAGAAAAUAUAACAGGAAUCCCCCCAAUUCCGAUUCAACCAAUCGGAUUUGAGGAUGCCUACAUACUGAUCUGUGAAUUGGGUGGAGGUGCAGCUCCAAAUGACUGGCAGGGAGGAUUCAACUGUACCUACAAUUAUGGUGGUCCAGGAUUCAAACCAACAUCUGCUUUCAACAACAGUGAUGUGAAAAUGGACAUCUUCAAUCAUGAAACGACGACAAACUCCUCAAAUGUGAUGGGAGUUAUCAGAGGAAGCGUGGAGCCUGACAGGUAUGUGAUUUACGGGAACCACCGGGACAGCUGGGUUCACGGCGCCAUCGACCCCAGCAGCGGAACAUCGGUCAUGCUGGAAAUUACCCGGGUGCUGGGCAGGAUGGUCAAGCAGGGUGAGGAGAGUCGAGGCGAAAGGAGGAGUGCUUCUUUUUGUUUUGAGCUCGACGGCUCAUCUUCGUGCCCCUCUUUGGCAGGCAAAUGGAGGCCUCGUAGGUCCAUCAUCUUUGGGAGCUGGGGAGCGGAGGAGUUUGGCCUCAUCGGGUCUGCAGAGUACACAGAGGAUUACUUCACAAAGCUCAGUGAACGCACCGUUGCUUACAUAAACGUGGACAUAGCUGUCUUUGCCAACGCCACCCUCAGAGUCUCAGGCAUGCCAUCGAUGCAGAAUGUCAUCUUCCAAGCCACAAAACAGGUCAGCGCGCCCGGACUGAGCUCCACAUCUGUGUACAACAACUGGAUACGAGCAGGAAGUGAUUACGCUGCCUUUGUCCAUUACCUGGGAAUCACCUCCAUGGAUAUGUCAUACACAUAUGACCGGAGUAAAACCAAUGCUCGGAUUUACCCUGCUUACCACACAGCCUAUGACACUUUUGACUACGCUUCAAAAUUCAUCGACCCCGGAUUUACAAGUCAUCAGGCAGUCGCCAGGACAGCAGGAAAUAUUCUGAUCCGACUAGCUGAUAGCUUGGUUCUGCCACUGAACUAUGCAGACUACGCCGAGAGUCUGGAGAGGUACCUGGAAGUGGCAGUCAAUCUUUAUGAGGAGCAACUUCAUGCUAGGAAUAUCUCCAUGGAGCCACUAAAACUUGCGGUUGCCAGUUUUCGCAGAGCGGCCGAUCAUUUGAACCAAGUGAUUCAGAGCUCAGACCUUCCAAACCAAUCGCCCCUCAUGGUCAGAAAGAUCAAUGAUCAACUUAUGCUGCUGGACCGAGCGUUUCUGAAUCCACUGGCCUUCCCAGACAAAUACGCAUUCAGGCAUGUGAUCUGGGCUUCAAGUAGUGCUGGCAGGCCCACAUUUCCAGGCCUAGCAGACGCCUUUGCCAACGCUGACUGGGAAAAAGCGCACUACCACGUGUCGGUGUUGAGUCAGGCCAUCGAUGGAGCGGCCAACAUUUUAACGGACGUCAUAUAAGCACAACUGAGGAGCGAUAAGCUGCAUCCAUGUAACAUGAAUGGAUUUGGAUUUAUCCUGUCUUCAAUUUUAAAAAAAACCCUUGAAAGCUAGAUGAUAUUACGAAUAUCUGAUUUAAUAUAUGUUUCUUCUUUAAAUUACCAGUAAAUAAUCUACGCAUUCUGGAGACUGAGAUGUAAUGUUAUUGAGUUUCUAAUGGCUGUUUUAUUGUAAAGUUUUCCGUUUUAUUGUUGUGUUGUGUUUUGCUCCUCAGGGGCCUCAAAAUUUCUCAGGCACACACACACAAAAGUAUGAUUCUUCACAAACACCUGGCUGUGU